CGGAGUUUCCCGAACUCAUAAACGUGACUUGCGUUUUUUUUUGCCUCGACUUGCACGGUUUUUUCGUUCGGUGUGGAGCGUCAAGUAGCGUUACCGACAAGCGUUGAACCCGACCACCCAAGGAAGUAAUGCCUACCUCUAAGCUAAUUUAUCAUUAUCCUUCUGGCUUCAAGACUGUGUUCCAGUAUUUGGCGUGGCAGCAGCAUAACAAUAUCCUGUGUGAUGUUCUCCUUCAAGCAGAAGGCUUUGCUAUUUCUGCACACAGCUGUGUGUUGUCUGCCUGCAGCAAAAUAUUGAUGGAGUCUUUGACCUAUGUUACUCCAGAAUGCAUGGGGCAAAGGAUUCUUCUUGAGAUCCAGGGUAUUUCAUUUACCACUUUGUCUUUACUGGUCAGCUUUAUGUAUACGUUUACCUUGCAGCUUUCCUGUGAAGAGGAAGCUCGCAUCGUCUUGUUGGCUGGCCGUGCCUUGCAGAUUCAGGGUCUUUGCAAUGCCACUUUGGAAAAGGGCAAGAUUGUUUGGCAGCAAGACAUUCAUACUGCGCUACACAGUGAAACAGCUGAGGAACAGUCCAUUAAUGUUAUAACUGCAGCAAUAUCACCACUUAGAAAGAAGACCACAAAUUCACACAAAGUUGCCUGUAGUUUGUCAAAUGUUGCUGGUGAUCCACAGCCGAGUACAGCUUCAGAUGCAGCUAUAACUGAACCAGCAGAUGCCAUGAUUAUGACGCAUGAGGAUGAUGUUGAAGCAUGCAGCAGCAUCAGUAAAUUAACCAUGGUAGUCCCUUCAGCAUAUAAUGUACCCAGUGAUGACAGUAGUCAUAUUGGAAUGCUUCUUGAUUCAAAUAGUGCACCUGAGAAGCUGCAGACCUUAAACACACCAGAAGAACUUCUUGACCAAUUAAGGCAGCAUUCCGAGACCCUUGCUCCCAGUGAAAGUCGGCCACCACACCAGAAAGCAGACAGUGUGACAAACCAGAAGGAGUUGGGAAGUGGAAGAACUGAGCCAUCAAAACAGCUUGAGGUGUUGCAUUUAGAUAGUGGGAAGAUGACACGCAAUCUGUGUAAUCAAACUAUUGACACAGCAGAGCGGGUGAGCUCAGGAUCGCACUUAGAUUUAGAAAAUACUGUGCUGUCCCAACAAUCCCUGAGCUCAGGAAUGAGUAACACCAUAACAGUACACAGUGAAAAUCAACAGUGCUCUUUACAAACUGUUUCCCACAUCACCACGACUCCAUUAUCUUCCUUUGAUGGACAACAUGCUUCUGAAGAACAAGAAACGCUUGGCUCUUCUUGUGUUACUGCAUUAGGCAAUAAUACCUGUAGAAUUUCUAGAAAUAUCCCAGCUCAUGUCUCUAUAAGGCAGUGUUCUGUUGACAUUGUUCCCUGUGUUAAUGCCAGUGCUGUAAAGAAAAUAUGUAAUAAAAUGUCAGAAGCUAGGACUGAAUUGGAAAUUAAUGUUACAAACCCCAUAGUGACUCUGAAAAGCAAGGAGAAAGAAAGUUGUGGAUGUUAUGAAAUGAAAAAAGUGGGGAAAACAAAUGACACGAUAGCAGAUAGGACUUGCAUGGAGAAAAAUAAAACCAAAAUUCCUCUCAAGAGGGGAAGGGGUAGGCCUAGAGGGACUGGGAAGGGUUUAAUAAGAAUAGAAUUCAUGAAAGAAGGGGAAUAUUUCAGAGCAACAGAUGAGGAGGAGCAAUCAAACAAAAUGCCCAGAGGUAACACAGAGCCUUGCCUGAAUCCAGAGUGUCUGAAGCGAAAGUUUAAAGAAAGGCAUUAUAAAACGAAAACAGUGGGGGAAACAAACAAUAUGAUAGAAGAUAGGACUUUCAAGAAAAGUAAUAAAACUAACAUUCCCCUCAGGAGGGGAAGGGGUAGGCCUAGAGGGAGUGGGAAUGGUUUAAAAAAAUUAGAAUUCAUGAGGGAAGUGAAGAAUUUCAGAGCAACAAAUGAGGAAGAGCAAUCAAACAAAAUACCCAGAGGUAACAGUGAGUCUUGCCUGAAUCCAGAGUCUCUGAAGCGAAAGUUUAAAGAAGGGCAUUAUACAAUGAAAGCAGUGGGGGAAACGAACGAUAUGAUAGAAGAUAGGACUUUCAAGAAAAAUAAUAAAAUUAUAAUUCCCCUCAGGAGGGGAAGGGGUAGGCCUAGAGGGAGUGGGAAUGGUUUAAAAAGAUUAGAAUUCAUGAGGGAAGGGAAGAGUUUCAGAGCAACAAAUGAGGAAGAGGAAUCAAACAAAAUACCCAGAGGUAACACAGAGUCUUGCCUGAAUCCAGAGCCUCAAAGAAUUGGAGGUGCCCUUCAGUCGAGGAGGGGAACUCCUCAAGAUCCAACUGUAUUAGGGACUUCAGGGGUUUCAUCUGUGAGGGGCAGAAAGAAAGCAAAAUGGGAUGAAAUUGUAUCAGGAUGUGGGUCAUUCCCAUUAGGAUUUGUUAGAAAUAUCAAGACCAGGCGAAAAAUAUCAGCCCGAAAUCACACAUCAACAACAAAGAUUCGGCUAAAGAAGAAGCCUAUGACUGGUGAUAGCUGUUGGGAGAUUAUCCACCCCAGUGCUUCAAGUUCACACUUCGCUACCCUGGAAGCACAGAUGGGCGGCUCUCUGUCUCCUCCCCAUUGCAGUAGUUGGACAGGGGGUCCAGUGAACAGUGUGUUGGAGACAGAGGCCGCAGUGAAAGGACUUCAAAACUCAGGGCUAAAAGAUCAAGACAAGACUAAUGGUGAUGAGGAAGAGUCUGCAGAGUUUAUUGAGAACUUCCUGGAAGAUAUGUUGAUGCAGCUUAACUUCUUAGAGCCUAUUAUGAGCCCUGUCUGUGUUAAGACUCCUGAAAUCUUUGAGGAUCUAAACAGUAAUGGAAGAAACCCGCAGAAAACGUCUAGUGUUUGUGCUGAAGAAAGGCACAGUGGUGAUUUUAAUGACGUCGGUGCCAGCCGUACUAUUGCACCCAAUUAUGCCAAGACAUCUUUGCCUAACAUUGAUGCCAGACGGGUAGAAGAUCAUAAGGACAGCAGGAAUUGUGGGAAGGUCUUGCUUGAUCAUGGCAAUGAAAUUGAAAGCUCAUCUGUAAAGGACAUAGAGGAAGGAUUAGGAAGCACAGUGUCCUUAACAGAAGACAGUCACGCAAUUACUGGCACCGUCAUCCCCGUCUUAGAUACUGGCAUAAUUGACACAGCUCAGUGGAAAGUAAAUGACGCAGAAAACAUAGGGUUUGUUGAGUACGGGACUGUUUGCUGUCCAUCGUCUUUGCCAGAGGAUCCACAGUCUGAAAAUCAUGUUGAGGUGGAAAGGUCACCACAGAGUUCUACCUGCCACAUUCAAGUCAUUCAGCAGCCAACAAGCCUCAACCAGAAGAGGAAUGCUAGUGCAUCUCCGCUGCAAGAGACAGAAUGCAGACAAGAUGAGGAGGCUAUGGACAUCAGGUCUGUUUUGGAGCAGAUCCUUUCGUCCAUGUCUCGUUCACUACAACGUGAAUAUGGCAAUGAUGUGGACUGUCCUGACAAUGAUGCGACUUGCCUAAACAAGGCAGAUGUGAACAGAAUUGAACAACCCCCGGCACUAGAAAGGGGAAGCUUCCCUGGCAAUGAUAAGCUCGAAGAAGUGAACUGUGCUGGCCCACAUGCUGCAGAUCAUUUCACACAGUCUAAUCCAGAUUAUAAUUCUCUGUCACUGGAAGUAAAAGCGAAAACCUCUAAAGUGGCAGAAAGAUGCCACUCUGUGCAAACUGCAAAUAUUCCUUCAAAGUCAGGCUUGGAGAUGAAGAGCAACACUUUGGCAGAAACUGACGUGGAGUCUCGCGAUGUCUUGCUGCAUUCCGAUCUUUCCAGAGAAUGCCAGUGCUUUGUAGGCCAGGAGUGUUUGAAAACUUUUGUCUUAAAGCAAAAAAGUUCUUGCAGUCAACAAAUCCAAGUAGUCGCCUCGUCAGAGGAUUCAUCAAGUAAGAGCACAACAGCGAGGUGUCCGGAGUUCCUUCCAGAAGCUGUUAGUAUAGCUAAGCAUUGUGAUGGCUUACAAAAUGAGGUCACAUGUGUGGAUUGCCUGUCUAACGAAGCUGCUGAAGUGGAGGACAGCUGUUUAAAUGAGAAGCUAGAAAUGGGUGAUGCUUUGCCCAGAAAGGUGACAGAGCAUGAGGACAUUGUGGAAGGAAAACAGAAAGACCGGGACACACUGGACAAAAGCCCAAUACACAGUAGUCACCCCCGGCCAGGUUGCACAUCCCCAGAACAGAAAAAAGCACAAUUUUUACAAGAAGAUGGAAACGUUUUGCCAACCAAUCUCCUCAACUACCAAACAGGUUCAGAUUUUCAGAGCAAAGAAAGCAAGACCACAUUUGGUAAGCCAGAAAUACACACCAAAUGUAAUGUCGCAAAAUGGCCAGAUAAAAGAGCCUUAUGUGGCAAGCGUACCAGGGUUCACCUUCCCCAAGAAGUAAAUAGUGUACCCACCAAAUACUUAAGAAGGGGUGAGUUUUUCUGCCAGCACGCAAGGGCUUCUGAUGUCUGGUUUACUGCUUGUAGUGAUCAACACUGUGUGAAAGGUCACCUCAAUACCAUUGAACUUGUGCUACAACCAGAAUGGGGUCACUUGGAUGCUACAGAAAACUCCAUGAUAAACCAUGCAGGGGAAGGAACUGAAUCUGAGGAAGGAGAAGUUGAUAUUCUGGGGAUAGAAGAAGACACAAUUCCGGGCAUCUCUCGGGUUGGUCUAGUUGGACUGAACUCAAACCAAGAUGGUUCAUCCUCAGGCAAUGAGAGUGAGGAGAUUGAUGUGACUGGAUGAGACAACAGGAUCAGGAUUUCAGUAGGAUGACUGGCGCAUGUCAUAGGAAGUGUGUGCCGCCUCACUACAAGGAGGCAGAGCUGUCCAAGGGAGAAGCCGUC
Polypterus senegalus (gray bichir) is the source of this 4870-nucleotide messenger RNA. RefSeq names its product translocase of inner mitochondrial membrane 10 homolog (yeast) (gene timm10). Gene Ontology annotation, biological process: protein insertion into mitochondrial inner membrane; positive regulation of transcription elongation by RNA polymerase II. The record is from RefSeq and is a predicted model, not a curated record. Gene Ontology annotation, cellular component: mitochondrial inner membrane. Bases 129 to 4769 code for a protein of 1546 amino acids. Gene Ontology annotation, molecular function: protein binding; DNA binding. Lineage: Eukaryota; Metazoa; Chordata; Cladistia; Polypteriformes; Polypteridae. The transcript has 6 exons.